Molecule: messenger RNA, 4284 nt
Organism: Stegostoma tigrinum
Lineage: Eukaryota; Metazoa; Chordata; Chondrichthyes; Orectolobiformes; Stegostomatidae
Exons: 3
Coding region: 44-1276 (410 amino acids)
Source: RefSeq, a predicted model, not a curated record
UAUUGUCUCAGUCAUCGCUGAUAGCCCCAGGAAACAGGGAAGAAUGUUCAGAAUAAUAUUCUACUCAUUCUGGGUGAUAAACUACACUUGGUUAGAGAUAUUGCUGGUACCAGUUACUGGGCAGUCAACUGUUGGUGAUGGAGAGCAAGAAUCAAAUUCUCUUCAGAAGUAUUUAGUAGCUGCUCUUGUCAUGCUGGUUAUAGUUCUGUUAGUGUGUGUUGCAGCAAUCUUUGGAGUAUCUCUCAUCUACCUUAAACUCCUUCAGAUCAGGAAAAUGCUGUCAGAGAAAGAUGAUGAGACAUACGCACAGAUUGGUGCAAACCUGGCUCAAAUUACGCAAGUGAGAAAAGAUCAGGACUUGACCAAUAUGAAUGGGAAUGUGAAAGGGAACAACUGCAUUGCACAAGUGGAAAAUGGCAAAGAACAUGAGACAGAAGGGAGGUCGACCAGGUCUUCUUAUCUUAAGCUUCCUGAUGGAACUACCUCAUCUAAGUCUCCAGACAAGGCAAUGCUUGACAUGGAUCCUUCAAAAGAUUUUAGUGCCAAUGGAGUCAGAGGGGACAGUCGGUUAGCAGACAAUAUCCCUAAAUAUGCCUCACCACCUUCUUACAACAAUGCUAUCAAAAAUGGCUCACGGAAUAUUGUGAUGCAAAUGGAAAAUCCAAAGGGGCUCCACGAAAGUGUAACUCAGAGAGAGCUGAAUAAUUCCCAGGGCAAUGCACUUCAACAGUCAACAGGAUUGAGAACUUUCAGUCCAACUGCAAACAGUGGUUCUGCUAUCACACAAAGCAAUCAGAAGACUGCAAAAAAGCCUAAGACUGAAGCAGGACAUCUGACAACAAAUCCUCCAGAGGGCUCUUCUCCUGAUUCUAGCAUUUAUGCAAUUUACGAUGUGCCUCGGCCUUGCUUAUGCUCCUCAAUGUGCCGAGGUGUUGUCUGGCACACAUCAACUUUUCAACACAAUACUCUGAAGCGCUCCUUAAGCGAAAUAGGUCCUAAUGCAUUUGAACUACCAAUUGAAAUGCUUCAGGAAAACAAGUACGCUGUGCCUAGACCAGUGACUUUUCCAAGCAAUGUGAAUUAUGAAACUGAACUUAAGAAUCUAGAGAAAUGUUCAUCCAAGGACUCAGGUGUUCUGUCGUAUGUGGACUCACAGUUACUAGAUUUGAUUCCUGAGGUAAAUGAACCUCAUCUUGACACCAAAAGUAAUCUGGAAAAUAAACAAAGACAAGCAGCUGACAAGGAAUCCACUGGAGACAGUAGUUUAUUUAUUUAAUCAAAUUGUAAAUUAGGAGCCCACAAGAAACAUAAAAUGAGUAAUGUGCCUUUAAAUUUUGAAGGAAGGAAGGAAUCAGCCUGUGCACUUUUUAAAGACACAAAUGGCACCAAGUGUUAAACUUCAUUUGUGCAUCUAAUUUGUUUUGGUGAUAAGUUCAGCCAACUGAAAGUAGGUUAAUUUACCAACUUUUAAGACCUCUACAAAGCAACAGGCCAUGCAACUAUAGCAAAAACCAUCUUGCUCCAGUUUACAAGAGUGAAUGGUACAUGAAUGAGCAACAAAUUGUUGAAUCAAUGGAAGCGGUGAAAAGAUAACAGCUUCUAAAACACUCAAACAGCAAAGAAUUUCCUUUCGAAUGAAACAAAGACUCAGCAUAUUUUGAUUAUGCAUAAAAAUCGAUUUUACAUCAUUGAUCUAAAGAUUAUGUUACAUGGCAUAUUGUGACAUUGUGGUGUCCGUAUCUAAUUCUGGUGUCCAUUACAUUCUGGAAGGAUACUAAAGCCAUGGCAAAGAGACAUCUAUAGGAACAAAAUCAAGACUUCCAGUUAUCUGUGGAGACAAAAGAAAUUGAAAUCGUUCUAUCUAGACCAGAAAAAGUUAAGGGAGAAUUAACAGAGUACAAAAUGAUGAUGGAUUCUGAUAGUUUCUGCCUACCUACUCUGUCACCACUGGCACAGUUGUGCAAGGGACACAGAUUUAGGAUUAUUAAGAAAAUAACCAGCGGGGAGAGCUUCUUUUCACGCAGCAAGUUGAUGAGAGAUGCAUUUCCUGGAAAAGGGGUUGGGACACCAGUACCAUACCCACUAGUUUAGUGUGCAGCCUUCUACUUUCCAUAAACAGCAAGUCAUAGUUGUAAGGUUGCUCAGUGGCACCUUAUUUUGGAGAGAAGGAAUCUACCACAGGGAAAUCAAAUUACAGUUGCUGGCACUCAGCUAAGUCACAAGGCAAGUGUUUCGGAGAGUUUUAUGAUCAGAGAAGGGUUGGCACAGGGCAGGGACAUUUUAAUUUCCUUGGAGGACUCCUCUUGCUGCAAGUUUCCCAUUGUGAGAAAGCUACGAUUCCUACUCCACUCUUCACCACUUAGGUUGGAGUUGAGGAUCAUCAGGCCCUGAUCUUCAUAUUUUAAGAAGGCCUGUAAUGACUUGUAGGCAUCUUUGCCACAUGUCAACAAAGACAGGCUACUGCAAAAGGCACUAGGAAUGAAGGAGGCUAUGAGCAGUCAACUAAAGUAUCAAUGUUGAUCACAUGAUCUCAACACACCCCUCUGCCCUGUUCUUUCUACCAAAGUUUAAACUAUCCUUGCUAAAUUCAUUAAAAUUGUUGUCUAAAAAUAUUUCCUACAGAUUAUGGACGGUAUAGACAUAAGUAUCCUGAAUCCUUACCUUCAUAUCUUUGUACGUCAUUUAUCCCUAAAAGUUUCCAAAUCAUCUGAGGAAGAGUUCAUUUUCAUCUCCAAAACUGAUGGGAAAAUGAUUCAAAAGAAAACUGAUGGUUAUCUGCUAACAAAAAUCAGAAGACCAGAUUAUAAAGUAAAAAGGUGAGGCCAUCAAAGUCCCAGAAGGUUAAUUUCUCAUUAGAGAGGUGGUGGCUUUACAUGACAGUCACCACCUCUCAGGUGAGGAGUGAGGUUGAGAAGGUAGGACCUUCAUAGUAACCUCAGCUGGCUUUGGAACUGAACCCAUGCUGUUAGCUCCACUCUACAUUGCAAGCCAACUGGCCGGCCAUAGAACUAAUCAACUACUAGAAGUAACGCAAAAAUACCAACAGAUGUAUCUCAGGAUGUUUUAACCUCCACAAACCCAUAUGGCUGUCUCAAGAUAUGUCUAAGGAUGGUCUUAUUUGACAUCAGGAUAUUCUAGCAAAGUUGCAAUCUAUAGUCAUUAGCAAUCUGAUCAGCAAUCUGAACUCUCAUUUCAGGGACUUUUCUCACUUGGUUCUCCCCCAUAAUUAAUAAGAGCAGACAGCUUGACUUCAAUGGACAGGUUGUAUUACAGAGAUGAUAGCCAUGAACGAGUCAGCAUUUUUUUUUGGUUUUGUUUCCCAUUGAGAAAGAAGUGUAAAUGAGAGUAGGGAAGUUCAAUGUCAAGUUGGGUAUGGAAAUAAAAAUAAAGAAGGAGAGCAGCAUUCAAUUAAGAGAACAGGAGGAAGACUCAUGAAAGAAAUGUUUUGAAACGGCAUUUUCAAUUUUCCAUUUUUAAAAUCACCAACAACAAUUCCACAGUUGCAAGAUUUUCACUUCCAGAGACUGAUAACAUUAUUUUAUACUGAUCAUAUGGUUGAAAGGAUGCAUAGGAUGGAAUGUACAAAAUGGAGUUUUGUGUUGAGUUUAGUUUGCUUCAACCAAGAAAAUUCACAUGUUCCAUAGAUUUGAGAAUCAGGCAGCGAAUGGAACAGCAGGACAAUUCAAACAGCAGGUUUUGCAUUUUUAGGUUGACAUUAAAUUUGCUUCUCUGCUGAAUGUUGUUACGCCAUCUGCACAAUAAUAACGGUGAGCACCAUUAUUUUCUUUCGUAAGUCUCUGGCCAAUUUUUACCAUAAUACAGCAAGGAACAGGGUUCGGCCUUGCUUCGGUGAUCACACGUUUGCCUCUGUAUCAGAGGUUGGACCAGGACCUGACUACAUAUUCUAGGCUGCAAUUUCAAUGCAUUGCUAGGGAUUGCUAUUGUGUUGGGUGUGCCAUAUAAAUGAUGAGAUGCCAAACUUGCUCUGUUAAAUGGAUGUGAAAGAUUCCAUAAAAGAAUGAUUUCCUAACCGAUAUGUAACCCUCAUCAAAUGUGACUAAACAUUGAAUACUUUGUUACUUGUAGCACUUUGCUGAGUACCGGCUUGAGAUGUGUUGCCUACACUAUAAUGACUUUACUGCUUGUAAAGUGGUUUAGGACAUCCUGAUGUUGUGCAAUGCUCUGAAUUGUUAUAAAUGCUUUCUUUCUUAGGUGAGUUAUUAAUGUUAAUUUUUACUAUGUAAAAAUUUGAAUAUUAUUCAUUCACUUUGAUUUAUUGAAGCC